This is a messenger RNA of Salarias fasciatus (jewelled blenny), 1226 nucleotides long. Its product is annotated as adenosine receptor A1-like. The record is from RefSeq and is a predicted model, not a curated record. Lineage: Eukaryota; Metazoa; Chordata; Actinopteri; Blenniiformes; Blenniidae. Bases 61 to 1062 code for a protein of 333 amino acids. The transcript has 2 exons. Gene Ontology annotation, cellular component: dendrite; synapse; plasma membrane. Gene Ontology annotation, biological process: G protein-coupled adenosine receptor signaling pathway. Gene Ontology annotation, molecular function: G protein-coupled adenosine receptor activity.
GGCAGAGCACUCUGAGACUGAAACUCUAGUGCUGUUCCGCUCCAGCAUUCACCUUCAAACAUGACUCUGAGAGGAGACGCGAUGGGAGCAGGAGAGGUGAUUUACACGGUGGUGGAGGUGCUCAUCGCUGUCAGCUGCUGUCUGGGGAACAUGCUGGUGAUUCUGGCUCUUUGGACCAGUAAAAGCAUCCGGCAACCCACCUUCCGUCUGAUCGUCUCUCUGGCUGUGGCAGACUUUCUCGUCGGCUGUGUGGCCGUCCCGAUGGCUGUGUUGGUGGACGGACGGGUCGAGACUUCAUUCCACUCUUGUCUCUUCAUCAGCUGCCUGGUUAUUCUAUUGACCUUGGUUUCAGUUUUGUGUCUGACAGCGAUUGCUGUUGACCGCUACCUGCGGGUGUACAUCCCUCUGAGGUACAAAAGGACCAUAACAUUGAAACAUUCUCGUCUUGUGGUUGCGGGAUGUUGGCUUGUUGCACUACCUCUGAGUUUUACUCCAAUGUUCGGAUGGCACAACCAAAAGACAUUAUCUCAAUCUGUCAAUUCUACAAUUGUCUGCCGGUUUAUUACUGUUAUCCCCAUGUCGUACCUGGUUUACUUCAACUUCUUCUUCUGUACCUUAACACCACUGCUGGUAAUGACUGUCCUGUACAUCUGUGUCUUCUACACUAUUCGAGGAAACCUUCGAGGCAAACCAGGCAACAGUGCUCGAAAUCAGUCGGAGACCUACUUAAAGAAGGAGAAACAUUUGGCCAGGUCUCUGUCUCUGGUCUUGGCUUUGUUCGCUGUGUGCUGGAUCCCUCUCCACAUAAUGAACUGUAUGACUUACUUUGAUGAGGAGACAGACUUACCAAAAGAAGCUAUUUAUGCUGGCAUCGUGUUUUCUCACGCUAACUCUGCCGUUAACCCGGUUGUGUAUGCAUUCAAAAUAGAAAAAAUUAGGGAAGCCUACAUGAAGAUCUGGAGACGUUUCGCUUCUUGUACCACAGAUAAUCAAAACUCUCAGACGAGCCAGUCGACAGAAAACAAUUUGAGCAGUAACGAGAACAGUGUGAGUGACGACUGAGAAAGGACUUUUUCCAUUUCUGUGCUGCAUUAUUCCCAAAGACCAAGUUUGGAUUAAUGUUCAUUAAUUUGUUUGUAAAUUAUAUCACAUGUAAAUAUGAUGAAAGAUACUUUUUUAUUUGAAGAUGAUAUGAAUGUGCUUACAGUAAACACGUCAAACCACGA